CCUAUACCAGUCAUGGAUAGAAGAAAGUAUUUUAAGCUUUUUGGUCUUCUAUUAGCUGCUGUUAUGUUCCAUUUUGACUCCUAUGUGGAAGAGACUUGGUUCAUUAGUUAACAAAUUGUUAGAAAUUUGCAUGAAACCUCUCAACAUUCAGAUUUUGAACAGAACUUUGUAAGGAAAAAGUUAACUAUUCCUACUUGUAAUACAUCAUUCUGAAAAACUCUUGAACAAGUAUUUUAAAUUGAAAUUUCUCAUCAAUUUUGAGUCUAAGACAUUGGUGAACAAGGAGAGGUGUCAGCACCUGUGUGAACUGCUGCUACAAGACUGCUGGGAUCAGAUCCUUCCUGAAGUUUGAGGCAAGAUGCUAAUCCUUUUAAUCCUGAAGAAUGGGCAUCACCUCGGGCUUUUGGAGCAUCUCCUUCUGUUACAUUACUUAGGACAGACCUAAUCGAUUCUGUUUUACUCCUUGGACAUUCAAGCCCUUGGUUGGAAAAAGUGUAUACAAUUCAAUUACUGCAGUAGAAUUCCUUGUGGACAAACAACUGGAUUUUAUAACUGAAGAUAGUGCCUUUCAGCCCUAUCAGGACGACGUAGACAGUCUAAACCCAGUUCUCAGGGAUAACCCGCAGUUACAUGAGGAGGUAAAAGCCUGGGUAAAGGAACAAAAGGUUCAGGAGAUUUUUAUGCAAGGUCCGUACUCCUUAAAUGGUUAUAGGGUGAGAGUGUACAGACAGGAUUCUGCCACCCAGUGGUUCACUGGCAUCAUCACUCACCAUGAUCUCUUCACGCGCACUAUGGUUGUUAUGAAUGACCAGGUGUUAGAACCUCAGAAUGUUGAUCCUUCUAUGGUUCAGAUGACCUUUCUAGAUGAUGUUGUUCACUCUUUGUUGAAAGGUGAAAAUAUUGGCAUCACUUCACGCCGACGGUCUCGUUCCAACCAGAACAGCAACACAGUUCACGGUCAUUAUACACGUGCACAAGCAAAUAGUCCCAGACCAGCAAUGAAUUCCCAAACUGCAGCACCAAAACAGAAUUCUCACCAGCACCAGCAACAGAGGAAUACUCGACCAAAUAAGAGGAAAGGCUCUGAUAGCAGCAUGCCUGAUGAAGAGAAGAUGAAAGACGAAAGAUACGAUUAUAUAGGUCGCGGAGAAAACCCCAAAACCAAAAAUAAACACUUUCUUAACAAAAGAAGGAAACCUGAAGAGGAUGAAAAAAAGUUAAAUAUGAAGAGACUGCGGACAGACAAUAUCUCAGAUUAUUCUGAAAGCAGUGACUCGGAAAUUUCAAAUAAAAGAUUAACAGAUUCAUCCUCAGAGCAAAAUUCAGAAAAUGAGUUAAAAAGCAAGAAAACUUCAAAGAUAAAUGGGGAAGAAGGAAAAUCUCAACCUACUGAGGGUGUAGAACAGACACUAACGGAUAGACGGUCUCCUUGGGAUGAAGUACAGGAGGAUAAAAACCAUGAAGAGGCAGAAAGGCUGAAGUCAUCAGUCUUGGAUCAGCAGGAAAAAUCUUCACUCCAUGCAGGAGAGCAGCCAACACCUUACGAGCAGAAUGCCAAGGAUGCACAUGCUCUAGAGUGUAAUGCAGAAAAACAUCAUACUGCGGAGUUAAAAAAUGAGCAGUUUUUACCCAGACCUCCUACUCCAAAGUGUGUUGUUGACGUUACUAAUAAAAACAACUCUGAAAAGGAGAACCAGGAUAAUGCUGCAAGUACCUUUGGUUUGCAAACGGUUCAGAAAAUAGAAUCUCACAGCAGUGAUUUAAAACAGCAGUUUGCAAAUGCAAAUUUCCUUGAAGCAAGAAAGCAGGAAGCUGAUCAGAGUUGGGUUAGCAGUGUUGUUAAAACGGAUUUGAUACAACCUGGGGUUGUAAAAGCAUUGCCAGUAAAUGAACACUUAAAUUCUGAAAAAGAGAAAGUGCAGUAUGGCUCGUUUGUGUCUUCGUUAAAUGUAGCUUCUCUAGCAGAAGAGAGUAAACUGCGUAAACAAAGUCCAGCCCCCGAUUCUGUGAAGUCAAAAUCUAGUGCUUCAGUUGAUCAUCCUAAAACAAAGUCACCUGAUGUUAAGCCUAAAUUCACCCAAUCUUCCGAUACUGUGAAGUCUAAGGUUAGUUCCCAAAACAGCCAUGCUACUGGAUUAACAAGGUCAGCCAGUAAAACUGAUCAUGAUUUGCCUAGGUCUAGUUUUCAUCCAGUUCCAGCUAGAGUUAGUGCUCUAGAAGCUACUAAAAGUCCUCUUAUCAUUGACAAGAAUGAACAUUUCACAGUGUACAGGGACCCCACUCUGAUUGGACAAGAAACAGGAACUAAUCACAUUUCACCUUAUUUGCAUCAACAUAAUUAUCCUCUGCAUUCCUCAUCCCACCGAACCUGUUUAAAUCCAAAUGCUCAUCAUCCUACAUUAACUGGUUCAUCCCAUCUGCUCGCUGGGUCUUCAGCUCAGGCUCCCUUGUCCGCUAUUAACACUCACCCCCUUAGUAGCGCCUCCCACCAUUCCGUCCAUCACCCUCAUCUGCUCCCCGCAGUGUUGCCCGGAGUGCCUGCUGCCUCCUUGCUGGGUGCCCACCCGCGACUAGAGACUGCUCAUGCCAGCAGCUUAAGCCAUUUGGCAUUAGCGCACCAGCAGCAGCAACAGAUGUUACAACACCAGUCUCCACAUCUUCUCGGACAAGCUCAUCCUUCUGCUUCCUAUAAUCAGCUAGGGCUUUAUCCAAUUAUUUGGCAGUAUCCAAACGGAACACAUGCUUACUCAGGACUCGGUCUACCCUCCUCCAAAUGGGUCCACCCAGAAACUCCUGUUAACACGGAGGCUUCCUUGAGAAGGAAUACUCCCAGCCCCUGGUUACACCAGCCCACCCCAGUGACCUCAGCUGACAGCCUUGGUUUACUCAGUCACAUUCCCGUGCGACCGUCCAGCGCAGAUCCCCUGCGGCCUCUCAAACUGACAACACAUUCCAGCCCUCCGUUGUCCAAAAGUAUCGCAGAGCAUCGCAAAGAAGAACUGGAGAGGAAGGCGUUUGUUGAACCUUUGCGUUCUGUUCCCACUGCACCAGUAAAGACUGAACUAGAGCAGAGUAGAACGCAGGCAGCAAAGGAGAGCCAUAUGCACAGACAUUUUGCAGAUCCAAUGUUGAACCAGCUGCCAAGGCCACCACAGGAGACUGGGGAACGACUGAGCAAAUACAAAGAAGAGCACAGACGGAUACUCCAAGAAAGUAUUGAAGUUGCUCCUUUCACAGCUAAAAUAAAGGUGCUGGAGGGAGAGAGAGAGAACUACUCCAGGGUAACGUCGUUAUCUUCAAGUCCCAAAAGCCAUUCGGUGAAAUAUGACAAAGAUGCUGAACGCUCUGUGUCAGAACUCUAUAAAAUGAAGCAUUCGGUGCCACAGAGUUUGCCACAGAGUAACUAUUUCACCACCUUGUCUAACAGUGUAGUAAAUGAACCUCCAAGAUCAUACCCAUCAAAGGAAGCUUCAGGGGCAUAUGUUGAUAAGCAGACUAAUUGUCCUUCAACAGCAGCUAGUCCCCAGGCUCUCCCCUCUUACAUUUCUUCUCUUUCAAAACCUCCACCUUUAAUUAAGCACCAACCAGAGAGCGAAGGCUCUACAAGCAAGGUACCCGAACAGCUUUCACAGUCAGUGCAGUCUCACUCUGUAAAUUCUUUCAGAAGCGAGAGCAGAAGCCCUACUCAGUUGUCAGUCUCAUCCUCAAAUACACUCCGGAGCAUGCCUGCCUUGCACAGAGCCCCCGUGUUCCACCCUCCUGUGCACCAGCACCUGGAGAAGAAGGAAAGCAGCUAUAGCAGCCUUUCGCCUCCAACUCUAACCCCUGUUCAACCCGUUAAUGCUGGUGGUGGUGGCAAAAUACAGGAGAUGCAGAAACCACCUACUUUAGUACCUGAGCCCAAGGAAGCUCAGAGUGUUUACAAGGGCACUUCUGAACAGAACGUAUCAGAAAUGUGGAAGUCUAAUAAUGCCCCAAAUAACGAGAAAGGGGAUUGGCACGCUGAAAGAAUGAGUGGAAAGUCGCAGUCUGCUACGGCAUCUGUUAUUGUGCGUCCUCCUUCUAGCACGAAGUACGACAGUGUAGCAGUAGUGCAGCCUGUUUCCAAAGAUCGAGCUGGUGAGAGAUCUUCAGCUGUGACAAAUCAAGCAGAUUGCCUGAAAACAGCGGAAGCCAGGGAGACUGGAAGAGUCAUUCUGCCAAAUAUGAACUCAGACAGUGCUCGCACACAGUAUGAAAAGAAAUUUCCAGCUGUCUCGCAAGGCAGCAUUCCUCGUGCCGCCACCCCCACCACAACGAUCAUCUGCAGUACCAAAACGGAUGUCACUGCAUCAGCAGCAACCACGACGAGCGUGUCGAGCCGGGGCAGCUCAGAAGUGACUUACUCCUUAUCGAGCACGGUCCUGGCGUGCACAAUGCUGGAGUGCCCGACCUCCAGAGCCGGGAGUCAGGCGGUGGCGCAGGCCCAGGAAUGCAAGGUCAGCACUCCAGCUCCAGUUACACCCGCUGCUGGCAGCACAGGCAGCAUUGCUCAGCCCAGCUCGGGAUUCUCCACCUCCACCGACUUUGUCCAUUUGAAAAAGCACAAGGCAGCGUUGGCUGCAGCUCAGUUUAAAAGUAGUAACAGCAGUGAGGCCGAGUCCAACUCUGUGAAAAAUCAGACAUUUUCAACCUCUCUCUCCCUAGACAGUGGUAUCGUCUGUAAUACAGUAAACAAAGCGAACUCUGUAGGCAGUGGGCAAACUUCCCAGACGAGUCAGCCAAACUACCACACUAAACUGAAAAAGGCUUGGCUAACAAGGCAUUCGGAGGAAGAUAAAAACACUAAUAAAAAAGAGAAUUCAGGGAACAGUGUUUCAGAAAUUAUUAAGCCAUGUACUGUCAAUUUAAUAGCUUCUACAUCAAAUGAUUUGCAAAAUAACAUAGACAGCAAAAUCUUGGCAGAUAAGUUUGCAAAGGAAGAGAAGCACCCAAGGAGAAAAGGAAAACGAACUUACGAGUCUGGCUCUGAAAGCGGUGACUCUGAUGAAAGCGAGAGCAAGUCAGAGCAAAGGACUAAAAGGCAGCCCAAGCCAACUUACAAAAAGAAACAAAAUGAUUUGCAGAAAAAAAAGGGUGAUACCGAGGAAGAAGUGAAACCGAAUGGUGUUCUUAGCAGGAGCGCCAAAGAGAAAAGCAAGCUGAAGUUGCAGAGCAGCAAUAACAGCACCGGUAUACCUCGCUCAGUGUUAAAGGAUUGGCGCAAAGUAAAGAAGCUGAAGCAAACAGGAGAGUCCUUUUUGCAGGAUGAUUCUUGCUCUGAAAUAGGACCAAAUUUGCAAAAAUGCAGAGAAUGUAGGUUAAUAAGAAGUAAGAAAGGAGAAGAACCCACUCACUCACCAGUAUUUUGUAGAUUUUACUACUUUCGGCGGUUAUCUUUUAGUAAGAACGGAGUGGUUAGGAUAGAUGGUUUCUCCUCUCCUGAUCAAUAUGAUGAUGAAGCCCUGAGUUUAUGGACACAUGAAAACUAUGAUGAUGAUGAACUGGACCUGGAAACUUCUAAAUACAUUCUAGAUAUCAUAGGUGAUAAAUUUUGUCAGUUAGUAACAUCUGAGAAGACAGCCAUGUCCUGGGUGAAGAAGGACGCCAAAAUUGCAUGGAAGAGAGCAGUGAGAGGAGUCCGUGAGAUGUGUGAUGCAUGUGAAGCCACAUUAUUUAACAUUCAUUGGGUCUGCCAAAAAUGUGGAUUUGUGGUCUGCCUAGAUUGUUACAAAGCAAAGGAAAGAAAAAGUUCUAGAGAUAAGGAGUUGUAUGCCUGGAUGAAGUGUGUGAAGGGACAGCCCCACGAUCACAAGCACCUGAUGCCAACCCAGAUUAUUCCAGGCUCUGUUUUGACAGAUCUUUUAGAUGCUAUGCACAAUAUUAGAGAAAAAUUUGAAAUUAAAUCGCAUUGUCAGUGCACCAGCAAGCAGAGCACGCAAGCUGGCAAGCUCCCUGCAAUGAAUGGUGUGUCUCAGGUUUUGCAGAAUGUCCUUAACCACAGUAAUAAAAUUUCCCUGUGCACACCUGAGUCUCAACAGCAGAACACUCCUCAAAAGUCUGAGGCAAAUGGUAACGUGAGCCCAAGGAGUGAUGUAAGCACAGACAGCAAGUUAACACCGCCCGAAUCCCAGUCCCCCCUGCACUGGCUGGCUGAUCUUGCAGAGCAAAAAGCCAGAGAAGAAAAGAAAGAGAACAAAGAGUGUCCUUCUGGAAAACAUUCAAAGGAAGAGAAAGACCAGGAUGAUUUGGAGUCCCAGAACUGUAAAAACUCCCCUCCUGCAUCCCAGAACAACGAGCAGGGCUCAACCUUACGAGACUUACUAACUACAACAGCGGGCAAACUGCGGCUGGGUUCCACUGACGCUGGCAUUGCUUUUGCUCCAGUUUACUCCACAGGAACAGCAAGUGGCAAGAGUGGAAGGACUAUGCCAAACAUCCUUGAUGACAUAAUUGCUUCAGUAGUAGAAAACAAGAUUCCACCAAACAGAGCACCAAAGAUAAAUGUAAAAUCUGAAAUAAAAGAUGAGCCAAAGGAUGAUAAAAAAUGUAUUCAGGAUGACUGCAGUAAACGGUACAGUGAUAUUCAGUAUUCAUGGAUCUGUGAUAAGCACGUUCUGUGGCUCAGAGACCAUAAAAACAGCAACAACUGGAAGCUCUUCAAAGAGUGCUGGAAACAAGGCAGGCCUGUUUUGGUGUCGGGUAUGCAUAAGAAAAUGAACUUCAGCCUGUGGAAAGCUGAGUCCAUUAGUCUGGAUUUUGGAAACCAGCAAGCCGAUAUCUUGAAUUGCAAAGACAGUAUCAUUUCAAACACCAAUGUCAAGGAGUUCUGGGAUGGUUUUGAAGAUGUUUCAAAACGGCAGAAAGUAAAAAAUGGGGAAACAGCUCUACUAAAACUGAAAGAUUGGCCUUCUGGUGAAGAUUUCAAGGCCAUGAUGCCAGCAAGAUAUGAGGACUUACUAAAAAGUUUACCCUUGCCUGAAUACUGUAGUCCAGAAGGAAAACUAAACUUGGCUUCUCAUCUGCCAGGAUUUUUUGUCCGUCCAGAUUUGGGACCCAGACUGUGCAGUGCAUAUGGUGUGGCUGCUACUAAGGACCAUGAUAUAGGAACCACAAAUCUCCAUAUCGAAGUGUCUGAUGUCGUGAACAUCCUUGUUUAUGUUGGCAUAGCAAAAGGAAAUGGAGUGCUUUCCAAAUCAGGAGUUUUGAAGAAGUUGGAGGAGGAAGAUUUGGAUGACCUUUUAAGGAAGCGGUUGAAGGAUUCAAGUGAAUUACCUGGUGCCUUAUGGCACAUUUACGCUGGCAAAGAUGCUGACAAGAUAAGAGAGUUUCUGCAAAAGAUAGCGAAGGAGCAAGGCUUAGAAGUUUUACCCGAGCACGAUCCAAUCCGUGAUCAGAGUUGGUAUGUGAACAAAAAACUUCGCCAAAGACUUUUUGAAGAAUAUGGAGUAAAAACCUGUACGGUUAUUCAGUUCCUUGGAGAUGCUAUUAUCCUACCAGCAGGAGCACUUCACCAGGUGCAAAAUUUUCACAGCUGUGUUCAAGUAACUGAAGACUUUGUGUCUCCAGAACACCUUGUACAGUCAUUUCACUUAACGCAGGAGCUGAGGCUGUCGAAGGAAGAAAUCAAUUACGAUGAUAAACUGCAGGUUAAAAAUAUCUUGUACCACGCAGUUAAAGAAAUGGUGAGAGCUCUGAAGAUCCACGAAGGUGAAAUGGAAGAUACAGAUGAAAACUGAGCGCGUUCUGCUUUUUGGAGUCACCAUCAAUGGGAGGUCGUUUCCCCUGGCCUGUGAAUGGUAUGCACACUAAUUUAAGCUUCACAAACCAUCAGUGCCAAGAAAAAAUAGUCAUCGUAUUUACUUGUUAAUGACACUGCGACGGUAGAGCUUCAUAUCACAGCCACUGUGAUUCCAUGUUCCACUUGCAAACAGUUGAGCAGCAUUCUGCUGUCUGUAUUAUAAUGUACAUGAAGUUUGUGAAAUGUCAAAGAUUUAAGAUGAUGUAUUUAUUUUUGGAAAAAAACCCACAAAAUUCUAUGCUAUAUUGUUGAUCAAAUGUAAAUGUGACUUGUACAGUUUGCUAAAAUAAUUCAGAUAUUUUUCACUACAUUGAGACAGUUACUGUGAGAGUAGGACACAAACACCAGCUAUUGCCUGCAUUUGGGAUCUUGCUGAGUCCGCACAGCAGUCAUGUCAUAAUCUGAAAAUUACUGCCAAAUAAUUGUAAACUUUGUAAAAUAUAAAGUAUAUAAAGUAGAUAUUAAAUACAGACACUUCAGUAUUUUAUUGAAGCUAUUCAGUGUACAAUUAAACGUUUUCAAAAGGUGUAAUUUAUUUAAAAAUUGUCUCAUUUUGGUAAAAUUUAUGUGAACUUUUAAAGCUUAAAUAUUAAACUUAAUAUGCUAUGUAAAUAUAUACAUAUAUACAUUCAAUGAUGUAUUUUUUUAAAACAUUGGCUUGCUUUAAUUUGUUAAAAGUGCAAGUGUUACACAUGCUUUGUACAUUGAAGUUGAAAGGGGUUUUACAUUUUCCAUUAAAAUGACUUUAUCAGACGUGGUGUUGUCUGUUUGUGCCAGUGCAGCUCCGGGGCUCCCUCUGCGGGCCGGAGCCGGCACUGCGGGCCGGAGCCGCCUUCCCUUCGGGAAUCGGCUCCUGCUUUGCAGAAGGGUGGAAAGGCGUUUCUGCGGAGUAAUUAUUUUAUAACAACGUGGCUUUUCACAGUUCAAGUAAUACCACUGAACAAAUGUUUAAAAAAUAUAACUGGUAUUACUUAAUAAUGAUAAAUGUUAGUUGAGUGGAAUUCCUGCUCUUGGAGGGAAUUUGAAAAGUUGAAGUGUACUUUGAUUUAAGUUAUUAAAACUAUUGAAAUGAUCAGAUGGAUAUCAGAUGUUGGGCACAGCCAUUGGCCAGCUCCUGAUGUGUCUGAAAGGGGAUGGUAAUUAGCCUGGGUACAGUAAUGAGCCUGGGUCCUGCUCCCAGUCUGACAUCUCACAGGGGGUUUGGAUAACCAAAAAACCCCAAACGCCAUAAAAAAUUACCCUUAGAAACAGUGAAACACAAAAGCAAUUUCUCAUUCCAGAAAUCUUUUAGUUGUCUUGAAAACUUGGAAUUUGUGUCAAGUUGCAGAGAAACACUGGGGUUACUGUUGCUGUGCUUGGCAGUUGAUUCUUAAUGUCAAACUCUUCCAUCCAGCAUCUCCUCUGUUCUUCCCAACAGCACUGGAGCACUGGCUGGAGAUGCAGGACCUGCCAGUCUACAACUGCUUAAUGAUAGGUGGACUGUAAGCACACAGACUUUAUUUUUCAAGUUCAGGAUAUGUAAAUGAGUGAUUUUUUUUUUAAUCAGGUUUAAGUGUUUUCCCCCCAGAUUGAGUUUUGGUGAGGUACUUGUAACAUUUGUGAAAUGCCUGGAGGCUGCUGAAGUUGCUGUUCCUGCGCAGAGGGUCACAUCCACCCUUGUUUGUUUUCCUGCACCGAGAGCAGUUGUUGGGCCUGGGCCAUCACUGUCCUGUCCUUGUGCUGCUGGGUCUGCAGUGAGUGGAUGAAGUUGGUUUCCCCUGGCUCACUCUCACAAAGUGUCACGUUGCUGUGCCUGUCCUGGCCAAAGCUGUGGCUUCCUGCUCUCGGGGCAGUGCCUGACAGCUGAUGGCACCUGUCCCUCCAGCCCUGAGCCCUGGCACCAUCCUUUGGGCCUGUAGGGCACUGACAGCUGCCUCUGCCACCCCUCAGUGCCUGCAGGGAUCCCCUGCACCUCCCUGUCAGCCUGGAGAGGUUUUUACCUCCUCAGGGGGCAACUGGAGUUGUGGAACUGGGGCUGAUUUGUAUUUCCAAGUGUUAAUAUUUUAAGUUCUUCCUUUGUGACCUUUUUUAUUGCCACCUUUGCUGAUGAUCAAUCCUUAAGCGUAUGACAAAAGACACACUUUUUUUUUUUUUUUCUGCAAAAAAUGUGUGGGUGGAACGGGUGGUGAAGCAGCAAGAAUGUUCCCAAAGAAGAGCCUGAGAGAUUGACAAGAUUUUAGGACUAAGAGUGUGAUUUUGGAGAGGCAAAACUGCCGGGCUCAAGCUGCAGUGUUGCAUGGUGUGCAGCACUGUCACUGAGUAAGUAGAUCUUGGCUGCUUUUGUAGCAAAGAGAAAUGAUAAAUGACUUUGAACUGCAUAAAUAAGGUGUCACUAUAGAGUUUAACUCUCCACUGGAUUUGUUAGUAGAGUUUAUCUGCAAUAAACUGAUGUGGUAGUUACACGA
Myiozetetes cayanensis is the source of this 10263-nucleotide messenger RNA. It is a transcript of the gene JMJD1C, whose product is annotated as jumonji domain containing 1C. Lineage: Eukaryota; Metazoa; Chordata; Aves; Passeriformes; Tyrannidae. Gene Ontology annotation, cellular component: histone deacetylase complex; chromatin. The record is from RefSeq and is a predicted model, not a curated record. Gene Ontology annotation, biological process: regulation of transcription by RNA polymerase II. The coding region runs from base 681 to 7757 and encodes 2358 amino acids. Gene Ontology annotation, molecular function: transcription coregulator activity; histone H3K9 demethylase activity; chromatin DNA binding. The transcript is spliced from 26 exons.